AAGAAGAAGAAGAAGAAGAAGAAAAAGAAGAAGACAGUUCAGUACCAUGGCGGCUGUCUUGAGGAGAAACUUGCUAACAUUCUUCAAGGGCGUGAGCGUCCCACAGUGGCAACAGCUGACCUCUCGGCCACUGAGUGUAUCUGCUGGUCUCUGUGGCCCAGAUGUUCUACCUGCCCGUGCUGAUGCGAUCUUCAAGGUAACAAUGUUACCUGGUGAUGGAGUAGGACCUGAGCUGAUGACCUCUGUUAAGGAAGUCUUCAAGGCAGGUGACAUCCCAGUUGAGUUUGAGGAGUUACACCUGAGUGAGGUACAGAAUAUGGCCAGUGAAGAAAAGCUGCAACAAGUGUUGACCUCAAUGAACAGCAACAAAGUGGCCAUUAAAGGAAAGAUUCACACACCCAUGGAGUACAAAGGGGAGCUGGCCUCAUAUGAGAUGAAACUGAGGCGUAAACUAGACUUGUUUGCUAAUGUGGUUCACGUGAACAGCCUGCCUGGUUACAACACUCGCCACAACAACCUGGACCUGGUCAUUAUUCGUGAACAGACUGAGGGCGAGUACAGCUCCUUGGAGCAUGAGAGUGUGAAAGGUGUGAUUGAAUGUUUGAAGAUUAUCACCAGAGAGAAGUCACGGCGUAUUGCUAAGUUUGCCUUUGAUUAUGCCACUAAGAAGGGACGACUUAAAGUCACUGCUGUUCACAAAGCCAACAUCAUGAAGCUGGGUGAUGGCUUGUUUCUUCAGAGCUGUGCCGAGGUGGCACAACUUUACCCAAAAAUCAAAUAUGAGAACAUAAUCAUCGAUAACUGUUGCAUGCAGCUGGUCCAGAAUCCAUACCAGUUCGACGUGCUGGUGAUGCCCAAUUUGUACGGCAACAUUAUUGAUAACCUGGCGGCGGGGCUGGUUGGAGGAGCAGGAGUUGUACCUGGUGAAAGUUACAGUGCUGAGUACGCUGUCUUUGAGCCUGGUGCACGUCAUCCAUUUGCUCAAGCUGUAGGAAGAAAUAUUGCAAACCCCACAGCCAUGCUUCUCAGUGCUGCAAACAUGCUGAGACACCUAAACCUGGAAUAUCACUCUCAGAUGGUGUCAGAUGCUGUGAAGAGGGUAAUCAAACAGGGAAAGGUGCGGACACGUGACCUUGGUGGUUACAGCACCACAGGUGACUUUGUGAAUGCUGUUGUGGAAAACCUGCGUCACCGACCUGUUUAUUAAGAUGUUUCAUCUCCAGAAAGGUUGCAUCAGAAAGCUGUGUCACAGCUUGAACAGUUGCUUCAUCACUGUUACGUUUUUUUAAAUAUCCGUUGUAUAGUUGAUCUAACUAAAUGAGCAGUGCCUUGUGUUAAUGUUUUAUUUUUAUUUUAUUUUUAUCUUUUGGGAUGCGUCCUCUGAUUUGUAAUCUUGAUCUUCUGUUGUGCACUCCUUUCCUCAUAGACACUUUGAGUUUAUGACUGAGUUAUGACCAUGUUCCUUUAUCUUGGUUUCUUUGUGUGAAUGUGACAACCUUAUGCACGUCAGUCCUUCACUCAUUUUCUGUGCAUCCAUUGUUUUGUCCUUUAUCUCAGAUUCACACCGCUGUUGUCCGUCAGACUACUGCUUUACAAUUUUACAUGAUGUAAUGCUGACUGUGCAAGCAACCAACCACUUUUCACUUUUCUUUUUUAUUCUGCUAACCUUUAAUUUUGCCCUGUGCCACCACUUUUGCUUCAUUGUUUUUGCUUUGUGUUUUAAUUUUUUUUUUAAUGUGAUAUCCUCGUGAUUAAGAGCUAAAACUAGGCUACCUAUAGAUCCUGUGCAGUCAUGUCAACAUCCGUGCAAAUGUCACUAUUUUAGAGGGCAAAGGAGAUGCAGGAUUCAUUUGUUCAGCACACAUCGUCUCAUUAGUACUGGAAUGAAAAGCACAAGCACAAAUCUACCUAUCAGUAAAUACGCAUAACACUUAGUGAUGCUGAGCAAAGAUAUGUGAGAAAUUGUUUGCGAGUUGGGGUUCAGGAACCAUCCAACUUGCCUGUAUAAUUCAACACACUUUUUGUCUACAAAUGACACAGUGAUCCACUAAAACUAUUUUAGCUUGACACCAUGUGUAAGUGUGUCUGAUGGACAAAUCCAACUUUAGAACUGAGCCAAAAUUGACCCACAGAACUCCAGUUUUGCAACACCAACGCAAUUCGUUUAAUCCUCUUUCUGGGUCUUAUGGAAAUCUGUCAAAGGAAAUACUCUGUGUUCCAUACCAGUAAGUGCAGCCACAUGCUGAACAUGAAACCACUGUGUGAAGCCAUAAGGUUCAAAAUGAUACAAUAUUGAAGAAGGCUUUCUUGCCAGGCAGGAUCAUGGAUUAAGUGAUUUUGGCUGCAUGGGGUGUAUAGGACAAUGAAAUCUGUCAGAUAGUACU
Thalassophryne amazonica is the source of this 2384-nucleotide messenger RNA. It is a transcript of the gene idh3b, whose product is annotated as isocitrate dehydrogenase (NAD(+)) 3 non-catalytic subunit beta. Lineage: Eukaryota; Metazoa; Chordata; Actinopteri; Batrachoidiformes; Batrachoididae. Bases 47 to 1207 code for a protein of 386 amino acids. Gene Ontology annotation, molecular function: oxidoreductase activity, acting on the CH-OH group of donors, NAD or NADP as acceptor; magnesium ion binding; NAD binding. Gene Ontology annotation, cellular component: mitochondrion. The record is from RefSeq and is a predicted model, not a curated record. Gene Ontology annotation, biological process: tricarboxylic acid cycle; isocitrate metabolic process. The transcript has 11 exons.